AUGAAAUCAAAUGAAGAGGCCACAAAACUCAUUCCUGAUGUUAAUGGAGAAGCUGGUAAUGAUUCCAAUAGUUCAGUAGACGCUAGUCGCCAUGAAAAUAACAGCACUGAUCAAGCCGCUGAUACUUCAAGUAUGAUUAGUUUCAAUGAAACUACGAACCUACAAGACUCUAUCAACCCAAACAGAUCUUUUUUAUACAUUAUUUUAUUAACUUUAAUCAUUGGUGGUCUUCAAUUAUCAUGGUGCACAGAAUUUACGGAAGGAACCCCAUUUCUUUUGUCAUUAGGUAUAUCUAAACAUACCCUAGCUCUUGUUUGGAUUGCUGGUCCAUUGAGUGGAUCUCUAGGUCAACCUAUUAUUGGGAUAUUCAGUGAUAAUUGUCAAUAUAGAUAUGGAAGGAGAAAACCAUUCAUAAUCGGUGGCUGCUUAGCUACCUGUCUAUCAUUGUUGUACUUGAGUAAUUCCGUGGAUCUAAUUAAAUUGAUUUCACCAGCACUCAAUGAAGAUGAAGUAAAAAGAAGAACAAUUCCUUUUGCUGCUUUAGGUGUUUACUUAUUGGAUUUCUCAAUUAGUGCCAUUCAAGCUGCUGCUAGAGCUUUCAUAGUUGAUAAUGUUGCCACUCACCAACAACAAAUUGCGAAUGCAAUGGCUGCUAUAAUGAUCGGUGGAUUCAACAUAUUUGGAUACAUUUUGGGCUCCCUCAAACUUACUAAGUUUUUGUUUUUCCUUGGAAACACCCAAUUCAAAGUUCUAGCAACUUUUGCAAGCUUGGUCUUAAUUCUGACCACCACUAUUUCUUUGUUGUUCGUUAAAGAAAGGGACCCUACACAAGACCUUGUCAUCAAAGCUGAACGUAAAAAAAAUAGAAAAAGGCUCCAAGAAUUAGGGAUUGAAAAUCCUCAAACAAUAUCUGGGACCAUUUUGUCGCUUUAUAAGCAAACUAGCCAUAGUAUAACCAGACUUCCUCCUCAGGUGAAAAUAGUCUGUUUGGCUGAAUUUUUUGCUUGGAUUGGAUAUUUUCCAAUGUUAUUUUACACAACAACUUACGUUGGUGAACUUUACAAGUUUGAGUUUUACAAGAAUAGAGAACCAGGUUUGCCUCCGUUGACACCUCAUGAACAGCAGGAACUACUGGAUGAAAGCACUAGAAAAGGUGCACUGGCCCUUCUCUUACAUUCCAUUACAUCUUUCGGUAUUGACCUUCUUCUUCCGUUACUAGCCAGACCGAAAAACUCAACGGAUGUUAACUUCAAUAAUGACCUAAUGCCAACCGGUUAUAAUGGUGUUUCAAGAUUUAUCGAAGGUUUUAGAACUCGAUAUUGCAGCUGGUUAACUGUUAGAAGAUCGUGGUAUAUUUCCCAUAUUAUUUUCAUAAUGUGUACUAUAUCCACUUUUGUCGUAAGGUCUUCAAAUGCUGCCAUAUUUUUAUUUGCAAUACUUGGUAUUACUUGGGGGAACGCAUUAUGGGCACCUUUCGUUUUAAUCUCAGAAGAAAUUUCAAGAAUAAAGGAAAUUAAAACGAAGCUACAUCAACACAAAAUCAAUCAAUCACAGAGUGAUGGUAUUUCAGCUUCUGGUAUAAACAAAUCAGUUUCUCGCGAAUACGAAGACUUGGAGCAUGAGGCUGGUAUAAUAUUAGGCAUCCAUAAUUUCUUUGUUGCUGCACCCCAGGUUAUCAGCUCGUUGUUCAGUAGUAUAUUAUUCAAGCUCUUGUCUUCCAAUGAUUCAGCAAAUCAUGCUGUUUAUGAUGAUAGCUUGGGUUGGGUUUUCAGAUUUGGCGGAUUAGCUACGGUCGGUGCCUUAAUUUUCAGUAUCAAAGUUAGAACAGAUGAACAGCUUCACGAGGAAGAAUCAAGAAUAUUUACAGAAGACGCAUAA
Hansenula ciferrii is the source of this 1878-nucleotide messenger RNA. Its product is annotated as putative sucrose transport protein SUC7. The record is from RefSeq and is a predicted model, not a curated record. Gene Ontology annotation, cellular component: membrane. Lineage: Eukaryota; Fungi; Ascomycota; Saccharomycetes; Phaffomycetales; Wickerhamomycetaceae. The coding region runs from base 1 to 1878 and encodes 625 amino acids. The transcript has a single exon. Gene Ontology annotation, molecular function: sucrose:proton symporter activity.